GCUACACACAGGCGCGCUUUCCAACGUUGCAAAUGCACGCCUGUAUGUAAUUUGCACAACGAUGACUGCUGCUCGCUAAGAAUUUAAGGAUUUGCUUUUAUAAUAUCAAAGACGAUAUAAGAGUAUAAAACAGUUUCUUACACAGAUUUAACCCAAGACAACGCGUGUUCAAGAUUGCCUUUGUUUUGCAUCAGGAAUAAGUAAAAGCAGAUUGUUUUGGCGUUCAGCAAACGAACUGACAAGAUGGAAGUUUCUAUCGCCGUUGCGCUUUUGUCCUACUUCGCUCCUGCUCUGGGAUCAGCUUUUGGCAGGGAAAUGCCAGCAUCCCCAAUGGAUGAAACUAACGAGUACGACAAGCCAUUUCAUUAUGAUUAUGAAUCGCUGAGGAUUGGGGGUAUGAUCUUCGCCGUGAUACUUUUCCUGAUGGGGAUCUUCCUCAUCAUCAGUCGGAAGUGCCGCUGCAAUGGGAGUAAGUCGAGGCCAGUGGAUCCUGAAUCUGCCAGAGGUGGAAAGUGAACAUGGUGGGCAGAAGCCUGGUUGCUUAAAGAGUGUCUCAUCUUUUGGAGCGUUUUUGCUGUUUGGAAGAAGAAAAGGUCAAAUGAUGAUCUAGUCGUACCAUAGUGUUCCAAUCUUAAUAAUUUUUAAUAAAAACUUUUUGCCGUUUUUAAAAAUGUUUAAAGAAAAAUGUUGAUUCUCAGCUAGGGUUACUGCCAUUUACUGCUACUUCAGCAGAUGAUUCUCUUUGACACUUUUUGACACACUUUGUACACAAUUUCAUAUGUUUUCAGCUUUCAAAAAUGUUUAUAAAACUCAUAGUAUGUCUUCAGUAAAUAUUAGGCAUUUUAUAUGUUUUGUAAAUGAUGUACUUCCGGUUUUGUUACUUUGUAGAGUUAACAAAUCACACUUUAAACUGCACUAGAAAUAAACUGAUUUCUAAACUAA
Triplophysa dalaica is the source of this 942-nucleotide messenger RNA. It is a transcript of the gene fxyd6l, whose product is annotated as FXYD domain containing ion transport regulator 6 like. Gene Ontology annotation, biological process: regulation of sodium ion transmembrane transporter activity. Gene Ontology annotation, cellular component: membrane. The transcript has 10 exons. The record is from RefSeq and is a predicted model, not a curated record. The coding region runs from base 244 to 516 and encodes 90 amino acids. Gene Ontology annotation, molecular function: sodium channel regulator activity. Lineage: Eukaryota; Metazoa; Chordata; Actinopteri; Cypriniformes; Nemacheilidae.